Eremomyces bilateralis CBS 781.70 is the source of this 1824-nucleotide messenger RNA. Its product is annotated as MFS general substrate transporter. The record is from RefSeq and is a predicted model, not a curated record. The transcript is spliced from 2 exons. NCBI's taxonomy places the organism in Eukaryota, Fungi, Ascomycota, Dothideomycetes, Eremomycetales, Eremomycetaceae. Gene Ontology annotation, molecular function: transmembrane transporter activity. Gene Ontology annotation, biological process: transmembrane transport. The coding region runs from base 226 to 1587 and encodes 453 amino acids.
GUACCUCUGCUAGGCUUGAAUGCGUGUCAGAGGUACCAGAGGCAUCGAAGGCAUCGCACUGCAGCGCUGAGUGGAUGCCGAAAGGAUCGAAGCUAACAAACAAACGACAGGACAUCUUCCUCUACGCUGUUAUAGUUCCCGUGAUACCAUUUGCCCUUUCGGGACGCUCAGGUGUUGCACCUGAACGAGGUGAGACAUGUCGCCGUUGUAACAUGUACCCUACGGAUGACUUAUAUCGGUACAGUUCAGUACUGGGUAUCGGUUCUAAUCGCCGUCUACGGCGCAGCAUUAUUCGUCGCUUCCCCAAUAUGCGGUUUCUUAGCAGACCGCACCAGCUCGCGUCGACUCCCUCUUCUCUGGGGUUUGAUCGCUUUGGCUGCAUCAACUGUGAUUCUGAACGUCGGCUCUUCCGUCGCCGUGCUGAUCGUUGGCCGGAUUCUUCAGGGACUUUCCGCUGCCGUUGUUUGGGUGGUUGGCCUGGCGCUUCUCGUUGAUACCGUAGGAGCCGGUGGUAUUGGCGAGGCGGUCGGAUGGAUUGCCCUUUCAAUGACCAUGGGACUCAUGCUUGGGCCACUACUCGGCGGUGUGGUCUACCAGCGAGCCGGAUAUAAUGCCGUGUUUGCCAUGGCGUAUACACUAAUCGGCAUCGAUAUUAUCCUGCGACUCAUGCUUAUCGAGCAGAAGGUUGCUCUUAGGUGGAUCGAGAGAAAAGACGGAAAAAAGGAGGCGGUACAGCUAGAAAAUCGCGAUUCGAAAGACCCCCAGGAGCAAUGCAAGCCUAAACCGGCUGUUGGUACGGAAGGGGCGGACGAGGGAAUCUCGCAAGGCAUUGCACCCUCAGCAACGACCUUGCAGGGUGCGGUGGCUGUGCAUCCACCGGUGCCAAAGCAAAAGGCCAUCUUCGAUCGUCUCCCUCCAGUCAUCACACUCCUUGCUUCCCGCCGCAUGCUUGCCGCGGUCUGGGGCAUUAUGGCGCAAGCAUCUCUCUUGACGGCGUUUGACGCCACUCUACCGCUCUUCGUCGCCCAAACAUUCGGGUGGGAUUCUGUUGGUGCAGGCCUGCUAUUCCUUACCAUCGUCAUCCCAUCCUUUGUCUCACCAGUGGUUGGCAAACUCUCCGACAAAUACGGUCCUCGGAUCCCAGCGGCAUUUGGAUUCCUGUUCUCUGCACCGUUUCUAGUCCUGCUUCGAUUCGUCGAUCAUAACUCCCUACGACAGAAGGUAUUACUCUGUGCUUUGCUAUCCAUGGUGGGCUUCGCACUGGCUACCUGUCUCCCACCGCUCACAGCAGAGAUAUCAUAUUUGGUCGAGGCGAAGGAACGCCGUUCUCCCGGCCGGUUCGGUGCCAAUGGUGCCAUGGCACAAGCGUACGGCCUCUUCAACAUGGCCUUUGCGGCUGGUUGUGCGAUCGGUCCUAUUUGGGGAGGAAUGGUGCUCGAGAAGGCUGGGUGGCCGACGAUGGGCUGGAGCCUAGCCCUAUUUAGUGGAGUCAGUGUAAUUCCAGUUGCCAUUUGGUGUGGUGGUAGCAUCUUUAAAAAGAGGAGGCGGGCAGAUGAAGAAGAGACGGGAAACGUUGGAAACGUAUGAGAUUAAUGACCCAGCCCGCUCCGCGGUGGCCGAUUGAUGGUCCCGAAGUUACCUCCAGAGGUUUCGAACACUCGCCAUCUCCAGUCCCAUCCGUCUUAUUCUAGAAGGCCGCCAACUAUCUCCUCCCCUUACAAAGCAUCGUUUCGUGAUGGAUUGUUGCAAGGGGCGGCACCAAGCAAGUUAGACCAUCAACUUCAGGCCGCCACGGAAGUCCUUGUAAGUAUCACAUCUCCCCUC